UAACCACAUUACACUUUUCAUUCAAUUCUGAAUUCACUUUUGUGUUGAUAUUUUCUUCUGCGAGCAUGGGUGAAGCUCCAGUGUUCUUCAUUAACGGGUUCUCAAAGUUUGAACACGAAAUCCAACAACAGAACCAUGUGAACGACCAGAACCAUGAUUCCUCUUGGUACGAGGAAAUCAUCGAUGAAGAUCUGAAAUGGUCUUUUAAACUCAACAGUGUGCUUCAUAAAGCGAUUAGUGAAUACCAGGAUAUAACACUCUUAGACACCAAGCGUUUUGGCAAGGCUUUGGUUCUUGAUGGGAAGAUGCAGAGUGCAGAAACAGACGAGUUUAUCUAUCACGAAUGCUUGAUUCACCCUUCUCUUUUGUGUCACCCUAAUCCCAAGACUGUCUUUAUAAUGGGCGGAGGCGAAGGCUCUGCAGCAAGGGAAGCCCUUAAGCACAAGUCAAUGGACAGAAUCGUUAUGUGCGACAUCGAUAAGGAAGUAGUAGAUUUCUGCAAAAAAUACUUGAUUGCAAAUAGGGAAGCAUUUUCUAAUAAGAAGCUGGACCUUGUGAUCAAUGAUGCGAAGGCUGAAUUGGUGAAGAGAAAGGAGAGAUUUGACAUCAUUGUUGGAGAUUUAGCAGACCCACUUGAAGAUGGACCAUGUUACCAACUCUACACCAAAUCCUUCUAUGAGAACACACUCAAACCAAAGUUAAAUGAUAAUGGCAUUUUUGUCACCCAGGCUGGACCAGCUGGUAUCUUCACACACAAAGAGGUUUUCACUUCUAUAUAUAACACAAUCAAACAGGUCUUCAAAUAUGUCAUUGCAUACACAACUCAUGUACCAUCAUUUGCUGACACAUGGGGAUGGGUCAUGGCUUCGGAUCAACCACUAUCAAUUUGUGCUGAAGAAAUGGACAGAAGAAUUGCAGAAAGAAUAGAUGGAGAACUUCUCUAUCUAAAUGGUGCUUGGUUCCAUUCAUCCACAACCAUGAAUAAAACUGUUUACCAAUCUCUGCAGAAUGAAACUCAUGUGUACACAGAAGAAAAUGCUAGAUUUAUUCCUGGGCAUGGAAUGGCUUUUCGUCUCUAACUUUCAAGCCAUAGAUUGAGGGGUAUUGUUUUGACCUAUAGGAUGCAUUAUUAGUUUCAUUGUCAUUGAAUUAUUAUCUGCUUGGACUCUCUUGGUUUUUACGGUUUUUUCUUUGAAAAAUGGGUUAAAAAGAAGCAAGUGUUUAUAAAUUAUCUUCAGUAUUAAUUCAAAUAAAUAAAGUUAAACCUUUUUUAUAGUUUUCAGUUGAAACUACGGGGUUAGAGGUAUAACAACUCACUAAUUAUAUUAUCAGUACACUCAAAAAAGUCUCACAUUGUUUAAUAAUUAAGACACAUUGGAGAUUAUGUAUGAACAAGAGAUAAAGUAAAUUUGUAAUGUAUAAAAUGCAAAACCUUAUUUAUAUGUUAAUUUUAUAAGGUUAAAUUAAGCUUAAAAAUUUACUUAUUUAAUAUGAUAUUAGAAUUAUUUGUAAGUAUUUUAAUAAGAUUUAAAAACUUUGUUGAAUCUACAAUGUGGUAAAAUCAUUUAUUAAAGUCUAAUCUUUAAAAAUGUAUAUGUGUUGAGUUGAAGAGAGUGUAUUGGAGAUUUUAAAUUUACGUUGUAUAAGGUAUAUAAGCGUGUUUACAUAGUCCAAACAGAUAAGCCUUUCAAUUCAAUGAAACUAUGAAUGGAGCAACCUUUGAGGUCGAAUACAGAAACUCUUGUAUACUCUGACUCUCACCUCAAAUCAUUCCAUUUUUGUACUUCUUGCAUCUUUUCAUUUGUAAAUUGGUGUUAGACUAUUUGCUGUACAGAGAUAUCGAAAGGAUGGACAUUCAAAACCAUAAGAACAGCAACAUCAAUCAAAUAAUUCGAACAAUUAAUGUAUUA
Molecule: messenger RNA, 1910 nt
Organism: Vigna angularis (adzuki bean)
Lineage: Eukaryota; Viridiplantae; Streptophyta; Magnoliopsida; Fabales; Fabaceae
Product: thermospermine synthase ACAULIS5
Exons: 10
Coding region: 66-1079 (337 amino acids)
Biological process (GO): polyamine biosynthetic process
Molecular function (GO): thermospermine synthase activity
Source: RefSeq, a predicted model, not a curated record